Molecule: messenger RNA, 999 nt
Organism: Batrachochytrium dendrobatidis JAM81
Lineage: Eukaryota; Fungi; Chytridiomycota; Chytridiomycetes; Rhizophydiales
Product: actin protein 4, isoform b
Exons: 2
Coding region: 1-999 (332 amino acids)
Source: RefSeq, a predicted model, not a curated record
AUGGUUGGCAUGGGUCAGAAGGACUCUUAUGUCGGUGAUGAGGCUCAAUCUAAGCGUGGUAUUCUAACGCUCAAGUACCCCAUUGAGCACGGUAUCGUCACAAACUGGGAUGAUAUGGAAAAGAUCUGGCAUCAUACAUUUUAUAACGAGCUUCGCGUUGCUCCCGAAGAACAUCCCGUUUUGCUUACUGAGGCUCCACUUAACCCCAAGGCCAAUCGUGAGAAAAUGACUCAGAUUAUGUUCGAGACCUUCAACUCUCCUGCUUUCUAUGUCGCUAUUCAGGCUGUACUUUCUCUGUAUGCAUCUGGACGUACCACUGGUAUUGUCCUUGACUCUGGAGAUGGUGUUACUCACACUGUUCCCAUUUACGAGGGUUACGCUCUUCCCCAUGCCAUUCUUCGUCUCGAUCUUGCUGGUCGUGAUCUUACUGAUCACCUCAUGAAGAUUCUCACUGAGCGUGGUUACGCCUUCACUACCACUGCUGAGCGUGAAAUUGUUCGUGACAUCAAGGAAAAGCUCUGCUAUGUUGCUCUUGACUUUGAACAGGAGAUGCAGACUGCUGCCCAAUCUUCAGCUCUUGAGAAGAGUUACGAGCUUCCCGAUGGUCAGGUUAUUACCAUCGGUAAUGAGCGUUUCCGUGCUCCCGAGGCUUUGUUCCAGCCCUCAUUCCUUGGUCUUGAAUCUGCUGGUAUUCACGAAACCACAUACAACUCCAUUAUGAAAUGUGACGUUGAUAUUCGUAAGGAUUUAUAUGGAAACAUUGUUCUUUCUGGAGGCACCACCAUGUACCCCGGUAUUGCCGACAGAAUGCAGCGUGAGAUCACUGCUCUUGCUCCAUCCAGCAUGAAGAUUAAGAUUGUUGCUCCUCCAGAGCGCAAAUACUCUGUCUGGAUUGGUGGCUCCAUUCUUGCCUCGCUUUCUACUUUCCAACAGAUGUGGAUUUCGAAACAGGAGUAUGACGAGUCUGGCCCUUCGAUUGUUCAUCGCAAGUGCUUUUAA